AUGAACGAGCUUGUGCCAGCAAUUCGCCACACCAAGACUAGCAAACGCAGCAGAGAAAAAAGGACGGCCUCAAUCAACUCCGCUUACAAUCGUCUGCGGAGCCACAUUCCAAACAUCCCUGCCGAAACAAAGCUGUCCAAGAUCAAGACACUUCGCUACGCCGCAAGUUCUAUCAAGUACCUAACAGACAUGCUUCAAAACGAAGCUACGGAACCAGUAGAGUUGUCCCUUCCGACUAUCUACCAUUCUGGUAUCAAAAAAUAA
Messenger RNA from Oikopleura dioica, 264 nucleotides. The record is from the annotation of a GenBank genome assembly. NCBI's taxonomy places the organism in Eukaryota, Metazoa, Chordata, Appendicularia, Copelata, Oikopleuridae.